AUGGAAAAUGGAAGAUGGAGAUAUGGAAAAUGGAGAUACUAUUUACCGGAUGGUAAAGUGAAGUUUUGCGGUGGCGUCGAAACAGAUCCGCCACCUUCGUCUUCACUACAGAUAUCAAAAAAUAAUAGCAAAAUGUCUUUCUUCCUUCGUCAAUCCAUUAGAGCUGCUCGUCCAAUCUCAAUUGCAGGACCUGCUAGACGAACAUUUGCAAAUUCGAGUGUGAGAGCUUUGAAAGAGAGUAAUAAGGAUACCCCUGAUACAGCUGCCGAAUAUGAAAAACACAAGCAAGACCAAUUGGCUAAACAAAAAGAAGGCAAGAAUCACUGGCAAGCGGAGCUGGCUAGUAAUAGUGAAGAAGCUGUAGCAGCAGAUCGCCACGAACACUCCGAUCACUCUCCCGAGGGGAUCAAGGAAUUACAGAAGAAGACUGAGAAACAUGCUCAGGAGAAACAUAAGAGUAUGUGA
Molecule: messenger RNA, 465 nt
Organism: Sclerotinia sclerotiorum 1980 UF-70
Lineage: Eukaryota; Fungi; Ascomycota; Leotiomycetes; Helotiales; Sclerotiniaceae
Exons: 6
Coding region: 1-465 (154 amino acids)
Source: RefSeq, a predicted model, not a curated record